This is a messenger RNA of Dracunculus medinensis (Guinea worm), 2115 nucleotides long. Lineage: Eukaryota; Metazoa; Nematoda; Chromadorea; Rhabditida; Dracunculidae. The record is from the annotation of a GenBank genome assembly.
AUGGAUGAUAAAUUCAAUGAAUCGACUCUUGCUAAAACAAUUUUAAAAAUAGCUCGUCUUCAGCUGGAUCUAACGAGUAAAGUCGCUGAUUUGGAGCGUCAUGAUCUGGAAAUCGAUCGGCUCAUGAAACUUAUGAAAAUAGGUCAAGAUUCUUCCAGUCUUUCAAAAAUUAACGUUGAACAGCAGCCUGUCGCAACAACACAUGUAGUUACAACUCCUGCAAAAGUAGCUGUUAGUACUGAAGGGGGAAUCAUUUCGGAUGAGCUACAGUUAUAUCAUCAGUUACAACAACAACAGCUCAUGAAUCUUUAUGCCAGUCCAUCACGUUACUUGGCUCCAUCAUCGACCACAACGAAUUUACAGCAAUUACAAUGGAAUCAAAUGGCUCAGAAUUGGAUGGGAAGUCAUUUAUAUUCAACGGUAGCUGCUUGGCAAGCGGCUUCACAAGGAUUACCCAAACCAGUGGGAAUUUUGCAACAGCAGCAGGUCGGUUCGACUGAUAUUGCUCGUCCACUUAUUCCACAGUCAAUUCCAUUUGCUUCAGAUAUCUGUCAGCAGCCGACUAUAUUUAAUACAUUGAGUAAAACAAGUAAACCAGUUGAAACAAAAGUUGGUGAUACAACUGGAAAUAAGAAGGGCCAGUGUCUACCAGAUAUGCCCAAGUUGUCUUGCGAAACUCGGGUUUCUGAUGCCAACACUCAAGCGCAGCCAUUUGUUCCAUCCAGCAAAAAUAAAACAUCGAAUUUAACACUUGCGCCUGCUUCAUUUUCGUUUGUUUCUCCAACAUCUCAAGAGACAUUGGGCAAAACUUUGGUAAUGAGCAGUGGAUUAGAUUUAAGCGGAGCUGCGCGCGAAACCAUAGGUGCACAAAGAAUGCACAAAGAAAGUGAGAGAGAAGAAGUUGAUGAAGAAGCACCAGAACGUUUUGAACCAUCUGUUCAUUUCGAACCAUUAGUUCCUUUGCCUGAACUGAUUGAAGUAAAAACGGGUGAAGAAAAUGAAGUCGUGCUUUUUUCUGAGCACUGUAAGCUAUAUCGCUAUGUUAAUGAUACAAAAGAAUGGAAAGAACGGGGUGUUGGUGUCCUUAAGAUAUUGCAAAAUCCUGCCACUAAAGUGUGUGCAAAUCACCAAAUUCAUUCGUCCAUGCGUUUAACUCCAAUGCCGAAAUCUAAUCGUGCUUAUGCUUGGAUCGCCCGUGAUUACUCUGAAGGUGAAAUGGUUGACGAAAAAUUUGCUGUGCGUUUCAAAUCCGAUGAUUUAGCGAGCAAAUUCCAUAAUGCCUUUGAUGCAGCAGUUCAUGCCAGCCACGAUGGCAAGAAUACACAGGUGAGCAAAGAGAAAAAAGCUACGGACAGUAUCGAAGCUACAAAAAACAGAUUUGAUAUUUUCAAACCAGCUCCUGGAAGUUGGGAAUGUAAGGCCUGUUAUGUUUUUAAUAGAGCCGAAUUAAGAGAGUGUGAAUGUUGUGGGACCAGUAAAGAAGGCACUACUGUUCAUCCUUCUACUUCGUGUACUUUUGAAAGCAAGGCUUUAAAACCCGCUGUUCCAUUCAAAGGAUCAGAAUUUUCUUUUGGUCUGAAACCUUCUGUUAUGCCAGAAUUUUCUUUCGGCUUAAAAUCUUCCACUCCCAGUAGCACAACAGCUUCUGAAGACCAUUCUAGAACUGUGGUCGCUGCUACUGCUUCAACAACAACUACAACUACUGUCACUUCAUCUACACCCCAAGAAUCUGUUACAAAAGCCCCCUCAGUGCAGUCUUCAUCACUUCCUUCAUUUAGCUUUUCACUUGCUGAAGGCUCGACGCGGGCGACUAAUGAUUCCACAUCUUCGCAUAUAUUUUCAUCGUGGUUCAAUCAAAAGCAGCCAGUAGCAAAUACGCCUACUACUCCAACUACCGUUACAACUACUACUGUUACUAUUACCGCUGCUACUACUACCACUACUACUACGACAACAGUUCUUCAAAACGCUUCGCCAUCUGGUCUAACAACUCAGGGCUCAGCUCCAUUCUUCGGUUUCCAAAGCGGUUCGAGAACAAAUAAUUCUUUAUUUGGUCAGGCACCCAUAUUUAACUCUGCAGCUGCGGUGUCAUCGUCUCAAGGUACAAAUUGCUGA